This is a messenger RNA of Cydia strobilella, 1348 nucleotides long. RefSeq lists its product as uncharacterized. Lineage: Eukaryota; Metazoa; Arthropoda; Insecta; Lepidoptera; Tortricidae. Gene Ontology annotation, biological process: sensory perception of smell; detection of chemical stimulus involved in sensory perception of smell. Gene Ontology annotation, molecular function: odorant binding; olfactory receptor activity. The record is from RefSeq and is a predicted model, not a curated record. The transcript has 8 exons. The coding region runs from base 19 to 1296 and encodes 425 amino acids. Gene Ontology annotation, cellular component: plasma membrane.
AAUAUUCAGUAAAUCGAAAUGGUUUUAAAACGAGUGUAUGAGGUUCUGAAGAAGAGAUUUGAUGACGGUUACGUCAACUCGCCUCUGGACUUCAAGUAUGUGAAUCAACUUCAAUUCGUGAUGACGACCAUAGGCGCCUGGCCAUAUAAGCAAUUUGGACGAAAUCGAUUAGCCGCCAUUUUUUCCAUAUACAAUGCCUUUCUAAUACUCGUUGGCACCAGUUCGAACGCUUUAUGCUUCAACUAUAUACGUGUGAAUAGAACAAAACUGUCGUUUUUUGAUUUGGGCCAUAAUAUUUUGUGUUGGAUUUUCUGUGGCUUAUAUCUGCAAAGGCUAUUGACGGCGAGGACAAGUAAAUAUCAAGAGACAAUUAAGGAUUAUUUACAUCAGUUUAACUUGUUUUACUUCAAGGGACGAUCACCAUACGCUGCAAAGGUACACGCGCAAAUCCACAUUAUAUCAGGGAUGUUCACAAUCUACGUGAUGUGGGAAAUGUUCAUAGGAGUGUCUCUGUUCAUAUUUAUGCCGUGGUUCAACAACUAUAGCAGAGAUAUGUUCGGUGAGAACCGGCCCCAAAACAGCACGUUUGAGCACUCUGUAUACUAUUAUCUACCUGAUGCCGUUUAUUCUACUGAAGAGGGAUACUGGAUGCUAUUCAUCUGCAAUAUUCCAUUAUCCUACUUCACCACAAUUGGCCUUUGUGUUUUUGACCUCUUGCUGUGCCUGAUAGUGUUUCAAAUUUGGGGGCACCUAAGAAUUCUAAAGCACAAUUUGCAAGAUAUUCCUCUGCCGGAGAAUAAUAUUAUGUACUCAGUUGAAGAGAAUAGUAAAAUACGCCUGUUGUUAAAGGAGAAUAUAAUGCAUCAUAACUUUAUUAUAAAAUUCGUCGACAGAUGCUCGGACGCCUUCAGCGAAUAUUUGUUUGCGUUCUACCUGUUCAUGCAGUUCAUCACCUGCAUCUUACUGCUGGAAGUUUCGUCGUUCACCGCCGACUCGCUGGCUAAGUACGGCCCCUUAACCAUCGGCAUGCAUCAGCAGUUAAUACAAGUGUCUAUAUUGUUUGAAAUGUUGAAUACCAAGAGUGAACAGCUGGUCGACGCCGUAUACGCCAUCCCGUGGGAGCAUAUGAACACGAACAACAGAAGAACUGUGUUAUUUUUCCUGCACAGAAUCCAGACCCCUGUCAGUCUGAAGGCCGCCAAAAUCGUUCCUGUUGGGGUCAAUACUAUGUCCGCGGUCCUGAAAACUACGUUCUCGUAUUACAUGAUGCUGAAGACUUUAGCCGGGGAGCGAUAAUUUGGUCGGAGUGCGGGAAAAUAUCUCGAAUGCUUACUUUUUUUUACUAUGU